AUGCUGUCAAUCAUUUAUAUGAAGUGGACCCGGCGAACUAUGAUGGGCAUUACCCUGAUGAGCCACUUUCAGGCGCCUGGAGCUACUCCAGAAGACUAUAAUUACUUGAACCACAUCUAUACGAAGGACCAGAAUGAAACUUAUAACAUCGUUUACGAUUUGAAAGUCGUUCUUGACCAGUAUACUGAAAAGCAGAAUGAUUCCAAAAUCAUACUAACCGAAGCCUAUGCGGAUUUGCCCAAAAUCAUGCGCUACUAUGGCGACAAGAACCACAAUGGUUCAAUUCCUUUCAAUUUCUUCUAUCUUACUGAACUGAACAAUAAGUCAAACGCAAGAGACAUGAAGAUGACCAUUGAUAAGUGGAUGACACAUAUGCCUACUGGGAAGGUGGCUAACUGGGUGAAUGGCAAUCACGAUCAAAGUCGACUGGCUUCAAAAUUCGGUAUCGACAGGGUUGAUGUUAUGAACAUGCUGGCUCUCGUCCUGCCAGGAAUCACCAUUACGUAUCAGGGUGAAGAAAUCGGAAUGACAGAUGGUCAUGUGAGCUGGAAAGAUACUAAAGAUACUCAGGCUUGCAACACGGAAGACCCCAUUAACUACUGGAAGAGUAGUCGCGAUCCCGCGCGCACUCCUUUCCACUGGGACGCGUCCGCCAACGCGGGCUUCUCCACCGCCAGUACCACCUGGCUGCCCGUGGCUGACAACUACCAGACUGUCAACGUCGCCGUUGAGAAGGCAGCAGCUAAGAGUCACUACAAGUUCUACAAAGAACUGGUUGCUGUCAAGCGUUUGCCUGCCGUCCGCUCUGGGGACCUAGAAGUACGUGCAAUCUGUGAAAAUGUUCUGACUGUUGCUCGAUUCCUGCCAGGUCACCCCGUAGUAGUGGGUGUCAUCAAUCUGUAUGACGCUGAGAUCCCGGUGGAUCUCAGCGCUCUACACUUGCUGCCUCGUGACCUACAGGUGGAAGCUUCCGGAACCUACUGUAAAUUGGAGAAAGGAGACAAAAUUCAGAAAGGUAGGGUAACAAUGUCUCCACACUGCGCCCUGGUCCUGUCAUCAUCACAGAAUUGCUGUUCAGCACCCAAAUGA
Messenger RNA from Spodoptera littoralis (African cotton leafworm), 1089 nucleotides. The record is from the annotation of a GenBank genome assembly. NCBI's taxonomy places the organism in Eukaryota, Metazoa, Arthropoda, Insecta, Lepidoptera, Noctuidae.